AUGGCGGGGGACAAGUGGAAGUGCCCGCUUUGCGCGAAGAAGGGCUACCUUCCUGACUUCUACCUGAACGUUGAGCAAAUUGAUAUCGACCGCGAUGCAUCCUUUUUGGAGUGCCUUGACCAGGCUGCGCUAAUGGCUCGCUGCGACGGGUGUGCGAUGAAGCACUGGGAAGGCUGCGAAUUGCAGCGUCUCGACGCAUUUCUGGACGAAUGGGCGCGACGCAAGAAUCCGCGGAACGACCCGGUGCCCGAAAAGAGGACUGGCCAGCUCGAGGUGGAGAUGUCCAGGAAGAAGCCGAGCAAGGCGAUGAUGAGAAACAUUUCGAGGCAGCGUCGCAUCGAGCGAAUCCGUGCCGAGCAGGUCAAUAGAGAUUUGGCGCGCGAUGAGGUUGCAGAGAGGAAUCAUCCGCUUCCGCUGGUGACGCUGACUCCUGAUGAGCAACAGCUCGAUGGUGACGACUCGGAUGAGAAAACGGUCCGCCGCGCCCCGCCGAAGCCCAAGCGUGCCAUUGCCGGGCUGGAGGACGCGAUGCCGUUCGUAGAUGACCAUGUGAGAUCGAUUGAUGUGGCUGAGCUAAAAAGCCGAUUCUUUGCCGAGCCGGCCUCUGUGGACAUGGCCGCCGCACCGGCGCUGAUCAUUACCGGCCCGGAUGGGAUCGCUGUUGAGGAUGCAACCGUAACUACAAAUCCUGUAGAAGAACAGGAAGAGUAUAUAUUUUCGAGCUCUAUCGAGGUUCUGCCGGCGCCAUUGGACGAGCAGCAGCCGGAAAAGCCAGUGAAAGACGAGGGGAAGGCCUCAAGAAAGAAGUCGACGCGGAUCCCCGUUUGGAUGGGCGGGGUGAAGACGGUCGCCAUGGCACCCCUGCUCUCCGCCAAUACGCCUUUUAAGGCGACACAAUUUAUUCAGGCGCACAGCAACAAUGAUACGGCC
This is a messenger RNA of Mesorhabditis spiculigera, 930 nucleotides long. The record is from the annotation of a GenBank genome assembly. Lineage: Eukaryota; Metazoa; Nematoda; Chromadorea; Rhabditida; Rhabditidae.